GGAAAGUUAGAGGAGAGGAAGCCAUUCAUGGUACUUUUUGACGAAGUUUGCCAUGAACUACAUCCUGUCUGCUGCACAGUCAGCAGGUGGUGCAGCUCUCUGUAACCAAUCAUCAGGCGGCAUUGUGGAAAGAAGAUACACUUUUUUGAAGAGGCUGUGUCAAGUUCUCUGUGCCCUGGGUAGCCAAAUCUGCUCUUUAGUGGGUUCCGAUAUUGAAGUACAAGUUCCUGUUAAUCUGGAUAAAUACAUGGAAGCUCUUUUUGCCUUCACUACACAUCCUAGCCAGUUUCUGAGGUCGUCCACGCAAAUGACCUGGGGAAACCUAUUCCGACAUGAAAUUUUAUCAAAGGAUCCUGUAGUUGGCCAGAUGGCGAUAAAAUAUUUAAGAGCAGCAAGGAUCAAUCUUGUUAAAACUGGAUUUCCCUCCAAGAAUGAUUGUCCAGGUUGUGAAUUCUCUAGAGUGGACUUUGAUAGUGAUGAAGAUUUCAACUGCUCCUUUAAUUCUUUCAGGGCUCAGCAGGGAGAAGCAGUUCGUCUGGCUUGUAAAAUUGUCCCAUUUGAGGCCGUCCGUAUUGCAAGGGAAUGGGUGCAGUAUCAGAUCUGCACACCAAUAGAUACUGGAAACUACAAACAUGAACUCACAAUCGCUUUUUCUGGACCACGAGAACCUUCAACGGCCUUGGCAAAAACUUUUACAAGGGUCUAUGCUCUUAUGGAUUAUGGAGAAGGAAUUUUUGCUUGA
This is a messenger RNA of Cyprinus carpio (common carp), 742 nucleotides long. It is a transcript of the gene xpo5, whose product is annotated as exportin-5-like. The record is from RefSeq and is a predicted model, not a curated record. NCBI's taxonomy places the organism in Eukaryota, Metazoa, Chordata, Actinopteri, Cypriniformes, Cyprinidae. Gene Ontology annotation, biological process: protein export from nucleus; RNA export from nucleus. Gene Ontology annotation, molecular function: RNA binding; nuclear export signal receptor activity. The transcript is spliced from 8 exons. Bases 53 to 742 code for a protein of 229 amino acids. Gene Ontology annotation, cellular component: nucleus; cytoplasm; RNA nuclear export complex.